This is a messenger RNA of Astrephomene gubernaculifera, 1080 nucleotides long. The record is from the annotation of a GenBank genome assembly. Lineage: Eukaryota; Viridiplantae; Chlorophyta; Chlorophyceae; Chlamydomonadales; Astrephomenaceae.
GGAGCAUCGAGACGGGCAAUCCAGCUUGGCAGGUCGUGCAGUGGACGCUGUGGCGGCUGCCCGUUGUACGACUGUACGGCUAUGACAGCUACAUCCGUGUCAUGUACGUCAUGGUGGUAGCAGUGGUUUUAGCCGUACUGGGCCUGGUGGCGCUGACGGUGGCGAUGCGCAAGCAGGAGCAGUCGAAGUGGUUCCGCAAGGCGGCUGCCGUAAUGCACGUGGUGUACGACGUGAUGUUCAUCGUCCUCUACGUGGCUUUCUUCGACUACUUUGUGUUCGCGGCCAACUGCAACUUCACGAUGACGGUCAAGGACCAUGUGCACUUCACUGGCGUCAUGUGCUUUGAGAUGCCACAUCUGCUGCACUUAUCAGUCGCCCUCGCCACCGCCAUCAUUCUGCUGGGGGUGACCGCCCUGAUGAUCGUUGCCUCCAGCGAGCUGAACCCCGUCAGCCGCAUCUACCUAGCCUCGCCCUCCGCAGCUACUCGCCUCAAAACGCUGGCGGCACGGGCAGCUUACGUGGGGGCGGCGGCUGGGUUUCGGUGCUGGCCCAAGCCGCAAGCGGUGACGAUGGCCAUUGCUGUGGGCAUGGUGUGCUGGUGGAACUUCCGCAGGCUGCCCUUUUACCGACCGGACGUCAACAUCGUGUGGUGCGGCAUGUGGAGCGGCAUCCUCUUCACGGCCAUCAUGCACGCAGUUAUGGUUUUCGCCAAAGACCGUUCUUCUUCCGAGCAACACCGCCGCGACUCUACCAUCCUGGUCCUGCGCCUCAUCUUCCCAGUUGCUGCCGCCGGCUCAUCCUUGUGCGCACUCCUGUCUUGGCAAGUCAUGCGACCAGCGAAGAAGUUUGUAAACUUGGACCCGGCGGUUAAGAUCCAGCGGAUUCACAAGUUUGACGGUGUUCAGGAAGUGGAGACGUUGUCCCGCGUUAUGCGCAAGUUUGACCAAGACGGGAUUGUGGAUCAGGAGGCAGCCGCUCUGGGUGAAACCAUUAUCAAGGCGGGCAUGCGCCUCCUGCCCAGCUCGCCUUUCCUACUCAUCCUGUACGCCAACUUUCUGCUGGACGUGCGCAAGGACGGCC